Messenger RNA from Paramormyrops kingsleyae, 981 nucleotides. RefSeq lists its product as uncharacterized. The record is from RefSeq and is a predicted model, not a curated record. NCBI's taxonomy places the organism in Eukaryota, Metazoa, Chordata, Actinopteri, Osteoglossiformes, Mormyridae.
GGUAUACAGUACGGCAUUCCUGAUUUCUGAAGAGAAGACUCCCUCCACAUUGAAAUUGGUGUAUAAUUUCUCAGAAAAGUCAGUGACUGGCUGUAGAUUCCACAACAGCAUUCAUCUGAGAAGGUCCCGAACAGAAGCAUGUUCCACAGCUCAUUGGUUAAUCUUGUUCAAAGCCCCAGUUAAUCUCGUCCCAUGUGACUUGGAAACCUCCUCAACAGGUGUGAGUUCUGUGUCGUCCUGUGGCUGCAAUUGCAUGCCCAUCAUGUCCAUCUCCAAAGCUGCCACAGCGUCUAAGCCAAUGAUCCUUCAAUGCUGGGCGCCUAGACCAAGGAGGGAUUAGCCCCAGCUUCUCAGCCAUCUCCUCCCUCAGCUGUACCACCAUUCGGCCGACUUGAACCAUGAAGUCUCUCCUGGCGAUGCUGGUCCUCCUCACCAUUGUCGUGCACAACAAGGCGCUGAAGUGCCACACGUGCGUGGCGGGCAAUGAGGAUGAAUGCAACCAGCAGGGCACCUCCAGCUGCCCGCAGUGCGCAGACGCCUGUGUCACCAUCAUGGGGCCCAGUACCGUUGUGAAAUCCUGCUCCUACAAGCCUUUCUGUGACAAGGCUCAUCACAAUACUGGGGGAGUGAAGAUGGAGUGCUGCUUUACUGACGACUGCAAUGGACCUCAUCGUUCCCACAGCCACGGGGAGGAGAGUGCUGCCCCCAGCCUGGGCACCAGGCCUGUCCUGCUGCUGCUGCUCCUGCUGCUUCAGCUGAUAGUCAGCAAGCUGUAGCUCUCGCCGUAACGGCCGCUGCAUCCCCUAACCCACCGCUUACACCCUGCGGCUUAGAUAGAGCACUUUCAUGCCGCAUGGAGAAAAGCCCACAAACCACAGGUGACAGAGCUGCAGGGCUUUUGCUAUGUAUUAUAAGUUAGUCUUAACUGCACUGCACUGUGAGUCACUUUGCUGUAACCUUUGCAGACUAACCUCCUGCUCA